Messenger RNA from Punica granatum (pomegranate), 1569 nucleotides. The record is from RefSeq and is a predicted model, not a curated record. NCBI's taxonomy places the organism in Eukaryota, Viridiplantae, Streptophyta, Magnoliopsida, Myrtales, Lythraceae.
AUGUCGGAUGUGAGUGAGGGUGAGAGAAGUCCAAGGCUGGACAGAAACUCAUCUACAAACAAAAAGGCAGGGGAUGACUCGAGUAAGAGCAUGGAAAUCCCGCUGGUUUAUCGACUCAAUUCAUCAGACAGCACAGGCGCCCAAAUAAUCAGUUGCGUGCUCAAUGGGGAUAAUUACCUGACAUGGUCACGAGCGAUGUUGAUCGCCCCACGGGCAAGAAACAAAUUGCCCUUCAUCGAUGGGAGUCUGGAGGCGCCGGAAGUGAACGAUCCCCUCCGAGACUGCUGGGAGAGAUGCAAUUCAACAAUCCUGGCAUGGAUGUUCAACACCAUGGAUGUGAGCCUUCAGGCGACGAUCACGUACGCCAUGGACGCCGGAAGUUUGUGGAAUGACCUGAAAGAGAGGUAUUCGAAGGGAAAUCAAUCUAGGGUUUUCCAAAUUAAAACCGAUAAUUGUCUCUUACGGCAAGAAGGAUUGAGCAUUCGGGAAUACUACAGCAAAUUGAAGCUGCUGUGCAACGAAUUAGAGAUUUACCUGGAGCACCCGGGUUGUAGCUGCGGGGCAAGAGCCGCGAUGGCAGUGCAGAGGGAGACGGAGAAGUGCUGCCAGUUUUUGAUGGGGCUCACCUCCGAAUUCAACACGAUUCGAUCAACGAUUCUGAGCAUUGAACCGAUGCCAAAUUUGAAUAAAGUCUACAAAAUGGUGGCGAAUGAGGAACGGCAACGAUCGAUGAUGAGAGCUCGAGAAUCGACCCCGGAAUCUGCCGUCUUCUUCGUCAAAGCGGAAGCAGAGCACGGGCAAGGAAGAAUUGGUAGGUUGCAGGGAGAAGCGGGCGAAAGGCCCUUGUGCGAGCACGGUGGAAAAUUGGGCCCCACCAAAAAUACUUGUUGGGCCCUUAAUGGGUACCCAUCCUGGCAUUACAAGUCCAAAGCAAAUCCAGGAAAGGGGCCCAGACAGAAACAAGUCAGGCCGAGUAGUGGGCCGAAGGGAAAAAUGCAAGCCCAGCACGGCCCAGAUCGCGCGCAUUCAGCCCAGACCGGACAGGGGAGUGGAUCACGGGCUGAGAAGUUGGAGGCCCUCCCUGAUGACCAAUUUAACCGAUUGUUGUCCUUGCUUUCGCAUGACACCAUAGACCCGAACCGGCUAGUCGGUAAUGAGUUCAAUUUUAUAAAAUUGCAAAAUGAAUGGAUUUUGGACACAGGAGCAUCGAGACACAUGAUAGGAUGCCUCGAAAAUUUUUCGAGAACGAUUGCAAUCAAAGGUGGAGCACCGGUAUACAUUCCUAAUGGGGGCAUGGUACAAGCCACCCAAACAGGAAAUGUGAAAAUUGCGAGUGUGAUGGAAAUUACGGACGACCGCACCUCGAGGAGAACGAUUGGAGUGGGUGAGCUUCAAGGGGGGGUCUAUUACCUGAGGCAAGUGGCUACCACACCGCAGACAUGCCAGGCAAUCCUCGAGGAAUCUAGGGAUCUCUGGCACCGGAGGCUUGGUCACCCAUCUCGUCUGAUAAAAUUGCAUGGUAUUAAUUUAGAUUUUGGCGAAAGGAGUAAUAAGGAGUGUGAUGGUUAA